GGUCAAUGGCCCUCCUCUCGGGUGCCUUGGCUUCCCGCCCAGCCAUUCAUCGUGGCAUCACACCUGAUGAAGCGGCCGCUCUCCAGCAGCCUCUUUCGGUGGUCCCUUUACAGAGCGACGUACAGAGCGGCAGGAGUGGCCAGCUCUCCGGGCAAUUACCGCCACUCCGCUCGCCACUCACACCCGGCCAUCAGCUGCAGCAGAAGAGUCUACCGGUGGCGGGCACGCGAGUCGGUGGGAGCGGCCUAGGGCAGACAGGCCGGCCAGCUGUCGACGUUCCCCCAUGGCCUUCUGGCCUGCUGCCGCACACCAUCCUCUUGCACUGCCCGGCCGUGGCACAGCACCACUUUAUUCCAAGGUACGGAAACCCAAACACAUCACGCUAGCUGUCCUUUGGUGGUCCCUCCAUGCUCUUCUCCCUUCUCACAUAUAUGUGUGCGAUGAGAAGCCCUUCCCUGUCGGGAAGUUUGGCUAUCAGGAGACGAAACACGCCGCCACCGCACACCGACGGGCGAUGGACGUGGUAGUGUCGCCUUGGCCUUCACCUGGCGGCGGGAUAGCAGCUUACCGCCCGAUUGACAUCGUCAGUCCCCCCGCAACCGCCUCCACGCGGCCGAUGUCGGAGCAUCAAAGCGGUGUCAGAGGCGUCAGCUUCAACAAGUGCAAAAACUCAUGGACGGCCACCUGGUGUGUGAACCGCAUCCCCUAUAGGACAAAGAAGUUCUCGGUGAGGAAAUAUGGCUAUGAGGGCGCCAAGAAGGCCGCCAUCGCACACAGGCGGGAGAUGGAGCGAUUGAAGCACUACUUCGACGGGCAGUGUGGCAGUCUCAUGGCGAUCCCUCCUGCCGAGCGCCAUCGUCAGGGCGCUGUGGAUCACCGGAGCGGCCCCCAGGAGGAGACCGACACAACAGACGGCUGCGCGGGGCCUCAUGAGACCAGGGCUGGUGGGCAGCCAGCCGCCACGUCGGCCGCUGACAUGGAUGGCAGCAGCAGGGUGGAGGAGGACGUCAUGCUGACUAAGCUGCUGGAGGGCGUGCGUGCGACUGAUCCUGAGAGCGGCGGUCGGUAUGAGAUCGCCACAGUGACGGCGGCCGGCCGGCAGACAAAGGCAGUCCGGUGGAGGCCGUCGGGUUAGAGGAGACAACACAGGGCAAGGAAGGGCAGGAUUGAUCUGCCUGUGUGUCUGCUGAUCAGAGGUGUGUGUAGCGUCUGACCGGCGUGAUGUCCAGGACCAGGGUAAUGGACACCCGGUUGGCUCAGCCGGGGUGCACCACUUCACCCAUCGUCUCGGCUGUCCGCCUGUGUGCCUUUCAGGAUUGGCUGAUCCUUCGAAGCGCCGUAUGCCAAGCAGCGCCCCUGUCGACCCCUGCAAUGGCCGAGACCCCUCGCCGGACGGCAGCCGCCCUCCGAAGCGGCGGCGAACAGAGCCGCCGCAGAAUGACUCGCAUCAUGAAGGACGACCAAUGGGCCAGACAAACAAGACGGUCGUCACCAAGCACACCUCGGACAUACCAGGGGUCUGUUGGUGUGCGUCGACCCGAUCCUGGGUAGCCUCAUGGGUCGAGAAGGGCGACAAGAGGCGGAAACACAAGUUCUUCAGCGCUCGUAGCUAUGGAUUCGACAAGGCCAAGGUGCGCAUGACGCCGCCUAUCACCACUAACGCCCCAAAAGAACUCUGGGUGUGUCGUUCGUGUGUGUGUGUGUGUGUGUGUGUUGUCCACUCAGGCGUUGGCCGAACAGCACCGACGUGAAAUGGAAGACCACACCAAGGGCACUGUCAUCACCAAAUCCGGUGAGGAGCACAAGAAAGGAAUUCAAACACCAUCACUGACCUUCGUGUGGUCCCGCCAAUUGCAGACCACCAGUCGGAUGUGGCGCGUGUUCGUUGGCAUGAGGAUAAGCAGGCCUGGAGGGCAUCGUGGUACGAGAAGGGCGACCCGAAGAAGAAGGAGAAGGACUUUUGCGUCAAAGAUCAUGGAUUCGACAGAGCAAAGGUGCGCAUGACGUCGCCCAUUCCCUCUGUCUCGCUCUGAGUGUCCCAUGUGUGUGCCUCCGUCCGUCAGGCGUUGGCCGAAGAGCAUCGCCGUGAGCUGGAGCGCACCGGACGGGUGGUCGUCAGGAAGAGAUCGGAGCACCAGAGCGGCGUCAAGGGCGUCAGCUAUCACAAGGGCAAGAACUCAUGGGUCGCCAACUGGUACGAGGGCGGCAAGCAGAAGUUAAAGCCGUUCUCUGUGCGGCAGCUGGGUAUGGAGGGCGCUAAGAAGGCCGCCAUAGCGCACAGGCGGGAGAUGGAGCGACAGCAUUACACAUUCAAAGACAGGGGAGAGGCCGGUCGGCGAGACAAGGCUGGCGUCCACCGUGAUCCAUCCUUAUGACUGUCUCUCUGUCUGUCUGUCUGGGUCUGUGUGUGUCACUGUUGCCGUCAGCAGGUCUCUCUUCGCCGCGUGACGACCAAGCGACUCUAUCAUCCCGCAAUGCUCUAGCUGAGUCGUCCACAGCAUCGCCAGCCGACCUCAGUUUUUCUCUUUACCCCGAGCUGAUGGCUAAGGCCGUGAGCGCUUGCCAGACCACCGCCCCCCUCCCCAGCACCAGCGCGACUCAGACAGCUGCAGCCUCACCGCGUGUGGCCAUCGCACCAUGACUCGAGAGCAUACUGACCGGUGUGGCCAAUCAGAGAGGGACCACACAGCCGGAGGGAGGAAUACUUCCAUCCGAUGACAUGCGGCUGCAGCCAGGUAAGCACGACCCAGCGCACGAUGGAUACCCUCACAGCAGCAGUGAUGUGUGUGUGUGUCAGGAUUGAUCUUUUCUGCGACGAGUUGGCGACACACGGCUUCUGUGGCGAGGGGCUAUUCCUAGUCGAGACUUGACGAGAGCGACAGCACGGCUCCCAAGGCGAUCGUGGUCCCUUUAUGAGAGGGUUGCCCACUGGGCCUGCCUGUGCGGUCGCGACGACGACACACAGACGACCAGCCGUCAUAGGUCGGCUGGUGAUGUGUUGUGGGCCUCUAAGUAGAGCCGUCUUGCAAAAUUUUGACGUGCGAUUGAUGGGGAUGCAGAGGCGUGCAGUGUGCCUGUACGAGUGUGUGUGCCCUCUCGGGACAGAGAGUGUGUGGGACACAUGAGUGGGGCGACGGAGUCUGAAAGCUCCGAGAGCAAAUUGCAGUCGAUUGCGUGAAACACACACGUCUGUGGUUUGUCACCGCAGCACAGCACUCGCACUCAGGGGUCACUUAGAGAUACCAAAACGGGUCGGUCGCUACCAAAAGCUGCGUGGCAAAAUCAGGCCAUCGGUAUGAAUGAAUGAAUGGACGGGUGGGUGGGUGGAGUGUAGAUUAGAUAUAUACGGUGGAUGCGAGUCAAAGCGCAGAGACAGACAGACAAGCAGAAUAGUGACAAAUCGUCCUGGUGUCUUGCUGUACAGUAGUGUGUGUGGGUGGGAAGUGGCGGUGUGUCACUCAUGUGUGGGGAGGCAGGCCAGAGUCACUAGACAGCUCAGUUGGACGACAGACAAGGGAAGAGUCGUUUGCGUGUGAAUGAGUGACAGAAAGACACACACGUACAGCCACACACACACAGACAGAGAGAGAGCAGGCCACGCA
Molecule: messenger RNA, 3602 nt
Organism: Vitrella brassicaformis
Lineage: Eukaryota; Vitrellaceae
Source: the annotation of a GenBank genome assembly